Fundulus heteroclitus (mummichog) is the source of this 742-nucleotide messenger RNA. RefSeq lists its product as uncharacterized. The transcript is spliced from 4 exons. The record is from RefSeq and is a predicted model, not a curated record. The coding region runs from base 210 to 665 and encodes 151 amino acids. Lineage: Eukaryota; Metazoa; Chordata; Actinopteri; Cyprinodontiformes; Fundulidae.
AUAUGUUGUUUGGUCUGAUUUGCUGCUGGCCUUGUUCAGUGCUUCCAUUGUUACGUGUUCUGAUCUGCAGGCAGUAACCUGUCUCCCCGCAGCAACAACACCUAACAUGCUCUGUGUUGCACUUUCUCUUUGGUGGAUCAAACUGAGAGCUGCAUUCGAAACUGUGUGGAGUGGAGCUCUCGUCUUUGUAGAGAGGGAAAGUCGAUAUAAUGUUAGUGGAUCAACAAGCUGACGAGAUGUCUGAAGAAGAAAAUUCUGAGCUGGGAAAGAAGUUCUUUGUCGUCUUGUCUGGAGAAAGAAACGGAGCUCAUCUGUCCAUUAUUAAAAAGCUGACAGAUUAUGGCCAAACUGAGAUUUUGUCCUUGGAAGAAUGUGACUACCUCCUGGUUUUCUGUCCAAUUGUGUCACGUGUUGGAACUGACAUCCAGGAAGCCCUCAGCAAAAUUCCAGAUUUAAAAAAAGCCAUUCUGGUGGUGAUGCAUCCCACCUUCGAUCCCAACCAGACCAUUGCUGACAGCAGGAGACACGUGGAGAAGCCAAACAUCCUCGUAACUGUGGACUGUCUGUUUUAUGAGGGCGAUCUCCUAAGAUGCGACCGCAACAACAACGCAAUGGCCGACAUUGAAAGGGUCCUUUCCAAAUCCUGUGUCACAGUUGAGUUUUGAUGAUCUAAUUACACAGUAAAACGAUGUUGUGGAUUCACCUAAAGGAAAUUAAAAUUUAAGUUUAUGUUAACUUUUUG